CAGAAAACAAGUCGUCUUCGUCUCUUUUAGAUUUGACAUAGACCUUGCAUUUGAUAUUCUCAUCUCAUCGUAAGAAAGAAGAUUUGGCCGUCAUGGAUCGUCAUCUGUUACUUUUCUUGGUCGUCAUUGGACUCGUGUCUCAUCAAGUCUCCGCUCAAAGGGGGUCGUGCGAAGAUUGCUGUGACUGCGGUUAUAUGGUGGGUGUCGGUUGUUAUUGCGACAGUUUUUGCCAGAGAGCCGGAGAUUGUUGCUCAGACUACACAACGGUUUGUGCCGACGACAACAGUGACUACUCAUAUGAUUUUUCAUGGCCCAGCGACUACCCCAGUGAAUAUUCUUACGAGUUUUCAUGGCCCAGCGAUUACCCCAGUGAAUACUCUCAUGAGUUUUCAUGGCCCAGCGACUACCCCAGUGAAUACUCUUAUGAGUUUUCAUGGCCCAGCGAUUACCCCAGUGAAUACUCUCAUGAGUUUUCAUGGCCCAGCGACUACCCCAGUGAAUACUCUUAUGAGUUUUCAUGGCCCAGCGACUACCCCAGUGAAUAUUCUCAUGAGUUUUCAUGGCCCAGCGACUACCCCAGUGAAUACUCUUAUGAGUUUUCAUGGCCCAGCGACUACCCCAGUGAAUACUCUUAUGAGUUUUCAUGGCCCAGCGACUACCCCAGUGAAUACUCUUAUGAGUUUUCAUGGCCCAGCGACUACCCCAGUGAAUAUUCUCAUGAGUUUUCAUGGCCCAGCGACUACCCCAGUGAAUACUCUCAUGAGUUUUCAUGGCCCAGCGAAAUCGACGUUUGCUUGUCGUCUCCGUGUCUGAAUGGAGGAUUGUGCCAAGCAAGCGGUGGCUCCUACUUCUGUUUCUGUCCUGCAGCAUUCUAUGGAGUAGAUUGCGAGCUUGGAGGAGAUUCUGGAAACUCGGUUUAACAACUUAUCUAGUAUCUUUGCCUAUUAUGGAUUAUAAAAGAUAACACGACUGUACAUGUAGCUUAGAAGUACCCUGAGCAUUGGAAAAUGAGGAGAAAGACCAUACAAUAAGGGAUCAUCUAUAAUAAUUCUACUGUGACAUGAGUAACGUUUGAAGGAAAGUUCAAUCAAAUCAAUUUAAUUUAUUUGGCUUUAUUAAAGGAAAAAAUCAAGUACGUACAAUCGAUAAAUUGAGAGUACAUUAUAGGCCAACACUUCUAAGAAGCAACGUGUGCUUGUAAAUGA
Molecule: messenger RNA, 1205 nt
Organism: Strongylocentrotus purpuratus (purple sea urchin)
Lineage: Eukaryota; Metazoa; Echinodermata; Echinoidea; Camarodonta; Strongylocentrotidae
Product: adhesive plaque matrix protein
Exons: 17
Coding region: 93-920 (275 amino acids)
Molecular function (GO): calcium ion binding
Source: RefSeq, a predicted model, not a curated record